Messenger RNA from Drosophila busckii, 4727 nucleotides. RefSeq lists its product as uncharacterized. NCBI's taxonomy places the organism in Eukaryota, Metazoa, Arthropoda, Insecta, Diptera, Drosophilidae. Gene Ontology annotation, molecular function: protein binding. Gene Ontology annotation, cellular component: cytoplasm. The record is from RefSeq and is a predicted model, not a curated record. The transcript has 12 exons.
GAAGCUAAUUCUUAAAAUAAACAAAAAUAGCAAUCAAGAAACAUUGCAAAAAGUGUUCAAUACGUGUUCAAUUAACAAUAUAACUUGGAAUUUCGCUAUGUAGCGUUGUGCAUAUUGUCCCCAAUGCACAAUGGCGUCAUAAUUUCGACUUUGUUGUCAGCGCAGCUAAAUCGUAAACAUCAAAAUAGAACUGGGUGAACUGAAACGCAUAUAUACAUAUUAAGCUAAUAAAGUGCAGCUGGUGCUGCCUAUUAUGUGGACUUGCAAAACAUAACAUACAAUGGAUCCGCAGAAGAUUACCGAACUGGCCAAUUUGCUGCGAAAGAAUGGCGACAAGAUAUUAAGCUCUGAGUUUACCUUUACCUUAUCAGGCUCAUUGCUGCGCGCUCUAAAUGAUUCCUUUACACUGAUUGCGGACAGUGACAUUGGAGUUUGUAUGCCUCAGCAGCAGCAGCAACAGGCUUUCCAGGUGGUCAAGCCCAUCAAUGCCAAGUCGAGCGUGUUUCCCGAUCUGCAGCUGCUGCAUGAUUUUGUGCAAAAAACUACGCUUCUAAAGCUAAACUAUUUUCCUAGCGAGCACUACUUUGAGGGCGCCAUAGACAUUAACAAGUUUCGCGCUCUGCGUCGUCUCGAGGUGCACAAAAUCAACAUUUGCCAGGUAGUCGGCAUCCAGGCGCUGCGCUCCCAGCUGCAGCAACUCAUUUGCAUCAAGAGUCUGCGUAAUGUAGAGGACAUCAUUACACGCUGCGGCGGCGACAACUCGAAUGGCUUUGUCUGGAACGAGCUGCAGUUGGCAGACUUCAGCUAUAACAGUCUACGGAGCGUGGAUACGGCACUGGAGUUUGCCCAGCACUUGCAGCAUCUUAAUCUGCGCCACAAUAAGCUGGUCAGUGUGCUGGCCAUCAAGUGGCUCCCGCAUCUAAAGACACUCGAUUUAAGCUACAAUUGUCUGACGCACUUGCCGCAGUUCCAUGCCGAGACCUGCAAGCGCCUGCAGUUACUCAACAUAAGCAACAACUAUGUGGAGGAACUGCUCGAUGUGCAUAAGCUGGAUGCUUUGACCAAUCUGGAUCUCUCCGACAAUUGUCUGCUGGAUCACUCGCAGCUACUGCCACUCAGUCGUCUAAUGACGCUCGCCCAACUGAAUCUGCAAGGCAAUCCGCUGGCUUGUCAUCCCAAGCAUCGCCUAGCGACGGCGCAGUAUCUGCAUAAGAACACUGCGACAGUGAAGUUUGUGCUGGACUUUGAGCCGCUUGCCAAGGCGGAAAAGAUGAUCACUGGCAGUCAACACAUGCGCUUUGUAGCCAGUCAUCAUCGCCUCAACAGCAGUCACAUGUCCAUCAAUAGCUCUCGUAUGUCUACAGGCACGCCUGCCUCUAGCGUGGGCUCGCAACGUUCACUCUCAGUGCGUGGCAGAGAUUCAUCAUCGGAAACGGAGCAAGUGGCGAGUGAAAUGCUAAGCAGCAAACUGAAAACCAAAAGAAAACAGCGCACUGUGGAGUUCUCUGAGCAGGGCGAGGACACGAGCAACCACGCAUCGAGGAGGCUACUAUGACCAGCUACUGACAGCAGCAGCAGUCAUCUGGAGACCAAAAAACAAAUUGAAACACUGCGCCGCAAGUAUGGCACCGAGUGGCUGCAGUCAGCUAAUGCGGAACUGAAGCUGGACUCUCAGCCAAGCGAACAGCAAUGCAACGAUGCACGUCAGCAGUUCAACGAAUAUCUGGGCGAGUUCUCUGCCUCAGCAGAGCCAAAAGAAGCGCCGAGGGAAACGCCAGCCGAGACGCUCAACAUAAGCUCCACACCCACGAACAAUGGCUUUAGGUUAAGAGACUUUGACAGCACACUGACGCCCAUCAAAAUUGAAGCCACUCCAAUGCAGCUUAACGAAACACAGCAAACUGUAUACGAGUCCUGUGACAACAGCACUGAGACACAAUAUGAAAGCAUAAAUAACACGCUGCAGCAGCAGCAGCAACCAGAGUCAGCUGAGGAGCUGGACAAGCAUAAGGAGGUGCUCAAUUCCUAUGCGGCAGCUAACUGGGAGGAGGAGCAAGCGCCAGUCUCUGAUGAGGAGCCGGAUGAAAAGUUCUAUAUUGUUUGUGAGGUGCAGAAGGCCAGCGAGCCUUUGUUCUUAACCAUAUCAAACAACUAUAUGCGUGAAAAGGAUGCGCUCAGCGAGCGCACCAAAACAAAAUGGAGCCUUAAGGUGCUGGAGUCCUGCGAACGCAUAAAGGCGAAUACCUUGCGCAUUAACUUUGAUACCAUACAAAAGGAUAAGCAAGAGCGCAUCUACUGCAUAGAGAAUGAAUUGUGUCAAGAACUCGAAAAGAAGCUGCGCGAUAUACUCUCGCAGCGUGAUCUCAAUGAAAUGAACAUCACCAUCUACAAUUGCGUAAGCUGCGGCUUCAAGUUCUCCAGGGAAAGCAAAAAGACAAGCUAUAAAAGCACAGAGCCUAGUUGUCCCAAUUGUCGCAGCGUAUUUGUAGCCGAGGUGAAUGAUGUAUCUGGCUCGCUGGAUAAGCCUAAAGAGCCUAAGCUGUCGCCAGCUUUAAUCGUAGAGGAGUCACCUGUGGACACACCGCUGGUGUUGCAAAGCAAGGAGGAUAAUCAGAGCAUUGUGGCCAACUGCAAGCUCAUCGCUAAUAACACACCCAAGCGUAGGAGUUUGCUGCAAAACAUCAAAAGCUCAGCCAACUCGUUGAAUGAGAGCAGCUCCUGCUCCAAGAUAACCAAUUCGCAGUGCAGCUUCGACUCCAAUCAGUCCGUCGUAGGCAGCUCCAAUACCGAACGCGAUCUAGAGUUUCGUGCCAACGAGAGCGACGUGGACAUCAUAUCCAAUCCGAGCCAAUCCAGCAUUGAAGUGCUGGAUCCCAAUGUUGUGCAAAGCGCCAGUCGCAAAACCUCCGAAGAGCGACGCAUCUCACAGGUGCCCAAUCUGCAAACCAUCGAUGAUCAGAGCCAAGCGCAAAGCUUUAUUGAACGCGAGUUUGGUCAGCUGUUGGCGGAGCAGGCAGCUGCCAACAAAGCGACAACAGCAACAGUUGCCGCUGUGGCGGAGACAGCAACAGCAGCCAAGAGUAAGUCCUUGGCACAGGUGCAGCUAACUGAGAGCAGCUCCAGCGGUUCAGUAACCGACAGCAUUUGCACCACCUACGAGCAGCAAGGCAAGCAGCCAGCGCAGGACGCAGCUGAGGCAAUGGUGACAUCCAAUGGCAGCAGCAACAACAGCCUCAUGCAUAACAAUAAUAACACUAUUGAAAUAGCAGAGCCCACUGAGCACUUGAUGAAAGCCGAAGAUGCAGGACUGUCUUCCAUGUUUGGAGCGCUUUUCCAAUCCACCAACAUGCUCAUGUCCAGCUCGAAGAAGCUCAUUGAAGCGGAAUCACAGUCUGCUGGCAUGCAACCCUAUAAGUUCAACUACAGCGACUUUAAUGACAUUGAUCAUCGCCUUAAACUGUAUUUCUAUCAAAGCAAAUUCAAGGAAGCUGGCGAGCACUUUAAGUGGCUGGCGAGGGGUCGCGUCUACAAUGAACAAACACAAACAUUGCGCGACGGUUUGAUUGUUAUAUCCAACUGCAAGUUUUAUCUUAUGGAGGCGUUUGCACCAACGCAGGAUGAUGUGUCCAAGUGGUUGCGUCAGGUCGUCAGCGUAACUGUGGAUCGCUUGAGCUGCAUACAGCUGCUGCCCUGGAAGCUCGGCUUGUCGUUCACGCUGCGUGAUUGGGGCGGCUUUAUGCUGCUGCUGCAGGAUAUGCUGCGCACACAGAGUUUGCUCUUGUACCUAAAUGAACAUCCAUUGCCCGAGGAGUGUGAGCUAGUACAACAGCCGGCGCCAGAAAUGCGCGACUAUCUCGCUUCGCUGCUGGAGGAACCACUAAAGGUGUGCACUUUGCUCACUAGCGGCCAAUGUUGUAGCACCGUGGAUAAACAUAGCUUUGAACUCUGCAUGCUGUUGACAACCGAUGAACAUUUGUAUAUUGCCGCUAGUGGCAAGUUUAAUUGGCUAACAGAUGGCAAGACGGAGCCAAUGGAACUCACGUUUAGCCAGCCCAUGAGCAAUUUGGUUGUAGUGGAGCGUUUUAACGACUGCUUGCUUACCUUUAACUUUCUCGAUGAAACCGAUAACCGUUGUGAUUCAUGGCAAUUGCAAUUCGAAACUGCAGCCAAUGCCGAGUGCUGUCUAAAUGCCAUAGGACAGUCCUGGGAGCAGCUAUUCGGCGUGCCAUUGAGCUAUACGGGCACGUAGUAUUCAUUUGUAAUCCAGGGUCCAAUUAUUACUGUCUCAUAUCAUGUGCAACUUUGAAAUUGAAUUGCGAGCAUAUUUAUCAAAUUAAUUCUAUGCAGACUAUAUUAAUGACUAGCUUUAUCAACUGCACAUUACACAUUGUAUAUAUGUAUGUACUUAUAUUAAAUUGUCGUAGUUUUAGCUAAAGAUAACAAUCGUGGACAAUAGUAUAUACGUAUAUAUAGAUAUGGUGCUGAUAUAUAAACUGUAUGUGUAAUAUAUAUAUUUAAAGCAAUAAAUUAACUAACAAUUUUAUACAUAGACAAGCUGCCAAUGAUAUGGCCCAACGUUCAUAUAAUAUAUUGUAAUAUAAUACUAUAAAUUGUGUUGAAAGGUUGUAAUGUUUUAAUGCAUUAAGCUUAACAAAGAUGUAUUGCUCCAUGACAAGUAUGAUAGAAUUAAUAAGAUUUUGUUAUUAAAGUUUUGAAGUAUAUGCUGA